AUGGAUAUGCUGGCUGAUGGUCGUGAAUUUCUACUCGGAGAUUCAUCACCAUCUGCAUUCGACAUCACUGCUUAUCAUGGAUUAUGGUUCGUCAUGGAAGUCUUGGGUAAUGAAGUCGAGAAAAUUUUACCACAGCUAAACCAGCCUAAAUUAUUAGCUUGGUUCGAGCGUGUGGCUAAAUUCGGUCAUGGUACGAGAAAAGAAAUGACGCCUGAAGAGGCACUCGAUGUGGCCAAACAAACUGAACCAGUCGAGCCCACGUACAUCCAAAAUAAUUCAAAGAGUGAAUGGCAUGUUGGUCAGCAACUACGAGUGACACCUGAUGAUGUUGGUCGUGUACCAGUCGAAGGAACGUUUGUCGCAGCAGACAACUACGAGACCGUGCUCCGUCUAUCAAACGAAACGAUAGGCAAUGUUAACGUUCAUUUUCCCCGUGCUGGCUUCGAUGUCAUUCCAGUUUAA
Messenger RNA from Rotaria sordida, 462 nucleotides. Lineage: Eukaryota; Metazoa; Rotifera; Eurotatoria; Philodinida; Philodinidae. The record is from the annotation of a GenBank genome assembly.